AUGCAAAUACGAAUUCUCGUAAUUUUACUGUUAUUUUUCCUUCUUGGAGGAAUUUUCGUUCAUCAAGCAAGUGCUGAAACCGAUCAUUCCGAAAGUAAUUCUCUGUUUGAUAUAUUUACAAAUAUUGUAUCAAUUACAACUAUUGGUCAUGACAUUGAAUAUAAAAAACAAAUACUUGCAAAAAUAGUAAAUUCUAAAGCUAUGCAAUCUACUUUACAAUCUGUGAAGGAGAUGUCAAAUAAUUUAAUGGAAAAGGGUGGUGAAUUGUUUGAGAAUGGAAAACAAGAAGUUUCUGCUCAAUAUUCUAAAGUUUCAAAUUCUGAAACUUUACAAUCUGCUUUACAGUCAGUCAAGGAAACAUCUAAUGAUUUAUUAGAAAAAACUAUUGAUUUUGUAAAACAGCAAUUAGAUGUCAUCCCACCUUCUGAACAAGAAUCUCCAAAUCAGGACGAAACUAAACCAAGAGAAUUUGAAACAAUCAAACAAGAGGAAAUAGUAGAAUCUGCUGGUGAUUCAUCAAAGAAAGAAGUAAAACAAGAGGAAUCCAGUACAGAAAUCACAAUUCACCCAAAAUAUUCUGACAGAAUGAAUUUUAAAAGGAGUACCUCUUGUGAAUUCAAAACAACUAGGAAAUCAAAUCUUCUUCUUAGUGCAGCAGCUGUAGGUGCUGGAACCACAAUUGUCUCUGCUGCGUGA
Molecule: messenger RNA, 696 nt
Organism: Naegleria gruberi
Lineage: Eukaryota; Heterolobosea; Eutetramitea; Acrasida; Naegleriidae
Exons: 1
Coding region: 1-696 (231 amino acids)
Source: RefSeq, a predicted model, not a curated record